Molecule: messenger RNA, 2249 nt
Organism: Artibeus jamaicensis (Jamaican fruit-eating bat)
Lineage: Eukaryota; Metazoa; Chordata; Mammalia; Chiroptera; Phyllostomidae
Gene: CUNH17orf67
Product: chromosome unknown C17orf67 homolog
Exons: 6
Coding region: 391-891 (166 amino acids)
Source: RefSeq, a predicted model, not a curated record
ACCUUGCGGUGCCGAUCCAGACCACCCGCCCUCUACGUUGGAGCGCAGUGGUCGUCCUGGAAGCUCCGUCAUCACUCUCCUGUUUGUAUCUUGUUUCUCUAGGUCUCGUGGCUUCCCCUUUCUUGGGUCGGCAGAUGGACGGAAGCUCUGCUUCAGGCUGUGGCAGCUGGGGAUCCGCGGGGCUGGGCUGGGCUGGUGUGAGUGGCUCUACUGUAAGCGGCACACCGUGUAGACUCAGUUCCUGGCUCAGACGAUCGUCAUUGCUGUUGCAUGGAGAAUGGACUGAAGUGAACAGGGAGGGAAGCCGGGAGGCCAUUCGGGAGCCUGGGUGAGAGGUGACAGCAGCCUGGACAGGGGAGGUGACAGAAGUCACAGGAGGAUCUAGACCCAAUGCUGGUCAGUGUGGCUGACAAGCCAUGUGUGGCUAUCGAGCCCUUGAAAUAUUCAAGCUCUGAAAGUCGUAACAGAGGGACAGCUUCCUGCCCCAGGAUGAACAUUUACAGGAAUUCAGAGGAAAAUGUUUUCGUGGUCGUAUUAAAAACGCAGCGUCAGAUGUCCUUAGCGUCACAUGGGGCCUCCCCGAUUGUGACGGAAAAGGAGGCCAAACAGCUUCUGCGGUCCAGGCGCCAGGACAGGGACAGGCCAAGCAAACCUGGGUUCCCCGACGAGCCCAUGCGGGAUGAAGGUCAAGUAUUGGCCUGGGAGACCCACCAGCCUCGAGCCACCGCUCUGACCAUUUCCUGCUGCUCUCCUGAGGCCCCCUACGCUCCAGCCAAUCAGAACUUCUCCCUGCUGUCCAACGAGGCUGCCCUCUGUCUGGUCCCAGGACCUUCUGUCUGUGGUCUCAGCAUCCUUUCACAAGUGACUCCCCGUGCUUGCUGUCCCCAUUAGUUUGCCUGCUACCCUCCUCUACAUUCUCAGUGUUACCUUCUUUCUUUCCCCUGAUGGACCGUAGCCUCCUGACACGCCCAGAGUAGCACUAUAUAUUCGACAGGUCCGUCUACAUGGAUGCCUAGAAGUAGGUGUAGAAGUGUGGUCGGUUGAACGUUAACUGUAUCAUCACAUAGAGGAGACUAGGAUUGCGGGUGGUGACUUAGGGAAUUUUAUAGUCAGUGUUUGAAUUUUAAACAUGUUAACAUUUAAGCUGUUUGUAUUUAUUAUAGAAAAAUUGGGAACCAAGAAAGAGUCACAAGAAGAAAAAAAAAUCCAGUGUAAUCUUAUUCCCUCUUUUCAAAGGCAAUACAUUUUUGAUGUAUUGUCUAGUCUUUUUGUGUAUAUGUUUAAAAAUGGGAUCAUAUGCUACCAUUUUGUAUCCUGGUUUUUCUCUCGAUAUUAUAACUAACAUACUUUCUCCUAUUAUUAUAAACUCUUUAUACCAAAAUGAUGCUGAAUUACCCUCUUUUGUUAGAUGGUCGGAUCAUUGCCACAACUUUUCUGUUAUAAACAACACUCUGGACAUUUUUGUUCUAAAGCACCUUUCAUAUCUUCAGUUCUGUGCCAAGGAUAUAGUCCCCCAAACAAAUGACUGGGCCCAAGGGUAUGAGUAGUUUGAAACCUUUUGGUAUUUAUCGUCCAAUUGCUUUCCAAAAGGUUUUGAAAGAUCAGUUUAUUCUCUUGUCCUCCAAGAGACUGUUUGAGUAGAGGUUUUAUGAUGGGAGCAUGAUUAUGGGGCCCUUCAAUUGGAGACCAGUCGGCCAGUUCUGGGGCAGGACAGCUGGGGUUUGUGAGGGAGGGGUGGGGACCAAGAAUGGCUUGUAGGUGUCUGUUGGGACACCUUGGGGCGAUGCCCUGGCAGGAGGAGCCUGUGAGAAGCAGCGGGUUGUCUGGAACGGUGGCGGGUAUGGAGUUCUUCUCUUACAGCCCCGGCCUUCACGCCUGCCUCUCCUGUUCUCCCCGCCCCUGACCUCCCGCUGUGAAUUAGAGCAACCCUGCUGUAUCGAACUCACAGCACAAGCGUGCUAUUUCUGACUAAAAAAAAAACAAAACAACCCAAUAACUUCAUCUCUCUACUAGACUGCUCUAAACUACUUGAGCAGAUGGACUGUUCCUGUCAUUUCUGGGUCCCCAACACCAAGCACAAUCUUUGACAUUUUCUAAAUGCUCAUUAUACACAUUUCCAUUCUUUUCUUUGCCUCUCCCCUGGGGAGACAUUUUACAAGACAUAGAUAGCUCUGCCGCAGAAUCUGGAGAUUGUUUCAUAGAAAUCUUUCCUACCGCCUCCCUUAAAUUCAUUAAAUUUCUCUUAAUCA